AUGGGCUGGGGACAAGGGUGUCCCCCUCUGCUGGCCCUGGCACAGCCCUCGGCCCAGGCACAUGGAGCACGGGCGGGGAAACUGAGGCAGGGGGUGACAGCGACCUGCCAAAAACAGCCCCACGGCAGAGCUUGUGGGGGCAGGGGGUGCUCGGGGGGGGCAGUGUCCCCUCGGGGUGGGCAGUGUCCCCUCGGGGUGGGCGGUGUCCCCUCGGGGUGUCCAUGGCAGCCCUUGUGGGGGCAGGGGGUGCUCGAGGGUCCCGCCCGCCCAAGCAGCCUCCCCUGUGCCCCGCAGUGCUGGGAGGUUCGGGAGCACAACAGCUCUGAAUGGUGUCACUUCAUCCGGAGCAACCCCGACUGCCAGCUGGACGGGGGCUUCCUUGACUACCUCGAUGGGGUCUUCUGCGUCUUCCCGCCGCGGCUGCUGCCCCCGGCUGUCACCCUCUAUGCUCUCUGGCUCCUGUACCUGUUCGUCAUCCUCGCUGUGACAGCAGAGAAGUUCUUCUGCCCCAAUUUAUCAGCCAUCUCCACCAACCUGAAGCUGUCCCACAACGUGGCAGGUGUCACCUUCCUGGCCUUUGGGAACGGGGCACCUGAUGUCUUCAGCGCUGUGGUGGCCUUCUCCGACCCCCGGACAGCGGGGCUGGCCGUCGGGGCCAUCUUUGGUGCCGGGGUGUUUGUCACCACGGUGGUGGCCGGGGGCAUCGCCCUGGUCAAGCCCUUCACGGCCGCCUCCAGGCCCUUCCUCAGGGACGUCAUCUUCUACAUGGCGGCCGUGUUCCUCACCUUCGUGGUGCUCUACUUGGGCAGGAUCAGGCUGGGCGAGGCUCUGGGUUACCUGGGGCUCUACGUGUUCUACGUGCUCACCGUGGUGCUCUGCACCUGGAUCCACCGGCGGCAGCGGGGGGACGGGCUGGCCCCUCCCGGCCCCUGGGAGCCAGAGAUGCCGACAGAUGUGGAAGAGCCGGAGCCCUCGGGCACAAACAGUGGGGACUACGGGGAGGAGUACCGGCCCCUGCUGCCCUCCCAGGAGAGCUCCCUGCGCAUCCUCACCACCGCCCUGAACCCCCUGGACUACCGCAGGUGGAGGAGGAAGCCCUGGUACUGGCGGCUCUUCAAAGCCUUCAAGGUGCCCGUGGAGCUGGUGCUGCUGCUCACUGUCCCCGUUGUGGAUCCCGACAAGGAUGACCUGAACUGGAGGAGACCCCUCAACUGCCUGCACAUCCUCACCAGCCCCCUGCUCUGCGUCCUCACCCUCAAGUCAGGCACCUAUGGGCUGUACCAGAUCCAGGGCACCUUCCCAGUCUGGGGACUGGUCACACUGGUUGCCUCUGCCCUGGCCCUCAUCAUCUUCAUCACCACAAGCAACGAGGAACCACCCAAGUAUCACUGUGUGUUUGCCUUCCUUGGGUUUUUGGCCAGUGCCAUGUGGAUCAACGCGGCGGCCACGGAGCUGGUGAACAUCCUGCGGACCCUGGGCAUCAUCUUCCAGCUCAGCAACACCGUGCUGGGCCUGACCCUGCUGGCCUGGGGCAACAGCAUCGGUGACACCUUCUCUGACCUCACCAUGGCGCGCCAGGGCUACCCCCGCAUGGCCUUCUCCGCCUGCUUCGGGGGCAUCAUCUUCAACAUCCUGGUGGGCGUGGGCCUGGGCUGCCUGCUGCAGAUGAGCAGCAGCCAGCCGCUGGUGAAGCUGGAGCCCGACAGCCCGCUGGUGUGGGUGCUGGCCGGGGCGCUGGGGCUGAGCCUGGCCUUCUCCUUCGUGACGGUGCCGGCGCAGUGCUUCCAGCUGGGAAGGGCCUACGGCGCCUGCCUGCUCACCUACUACCUGCUGUUCCUGGGCGUGGCCCUGCUCACCGAGUUCAGGGUCAUCCAUUUCCCCACCCCCUGAGCGGCCCCAGCACAUCCAGCCCUGGUCUGUCAGCACCCCUCCCUGUCCCUGGCAGGGGCACAAGGCACCUCGGCCUCACCGUGCUGCCAGAGCCAUCCUGUCCUUUGGGGAAGGAGCUGCCACUGCCCACAUCCUCUCCUCACUCUUUAAUCUAAUUUAAGGAACUCUGGGCAGGAGCAACAUGGAAACCUCAGCUGUGUCUGGUGGCAGCGGCAGGGCCGGAGGAUGGGGAAGCUCCAGGGGCAGAGCAGGAGAGGUUUUGUCUCCUCAGCUCCAUGUGGGGACAGAGCUGGGGCAGCUGUGCUGCACGGGGUGAUGUCUGUCCCUGGGAAGGACUGUCCCUGUUGGCACCGUGGGCUGGAACAGCAGACAGGGCACAGCCGCACAGGGCAAAGGGGACACAGUGCUCCAGGGACGCACUGGGCUUAGAGCAAGCAAAGCCUGAGGGAAAAACAAACACCAAACCAAGGGAGGCUGGUUUCCCCUGCUUUUUUUAGAAAUGUUUUUCAACCUGAGUUUCAGAUCCUACUUUUCUCCUCCUCCUCCUGGGGUGGGCAGAGCUGUAGGAAAGGACUUGGAGGUUUCCACACACAGUGUUGACCUCUGGCAGGACUAGAUUUAGGCACUGUAAAAAAAUUGCAAUAAAAAAAAAAAAGGAACAAACAAAAAAAUGCCCAUAAACCCAACCUUGACUUUUGCCUGCUGCAAGGGCCACUCCUCCUGCUCUGUGCUGGUGUGACAGCCCUUACUCAGCACAGAGCCUUUGGAGGGGAGAGGAACAGCCAGGGCUGAGGACCCUGGACACCCAGCGGGGUUUUUCCCCAGGGAGUGGGGAAGUGGUUUCCAGCCUGAUGUCCCCAGAGCAGUCACGUGCUGUCACACUGGGAACGACCACGGCACGGGGUCAGCACGGCUCCUCCCUGGGGACAGGCAAUCCUGCAGGGCCCACAGUGCCAGGAGAGUGGAAGGGGUGGGCUGGUGGUUCUGCUCCCAGCUGGAGGGUCCACAGGACACAGGCUGGAAAGCAAAUUGUCACUCCAGAGGGACACCACAUCCCUGCCCCACGGGAGAGGGGGUGUUGUGCAAACACCACAACUGUCAGACCUGCUUCCUCCUCCUUUCCUCCUGGGCCUGGACCAUUUCUCCUUUUUCUAACAGACACCAGCAGCUUUCACAAAAAAGAGCACUCCCUUGUGCCUGCAGCCACUGGCUCUGCCCAGACCUUCCUGCAGCUGCCAGAAUGACCCGGGACACAACGCCCACUUCCUGCCACAAGCAGGGCUAGAGCAACCAAACCCUGGCCAAGGUCCCAGCACUGAGGGGCAGGGUCAAACACCCCUUCUGGCCUCACCACUGCACCGGGGCAGCUUUAAAAACCCUAGCUCUGAAAGCCUUAUCUUGAUGUUUAGGGAAAGGGGGAAGGCUGAAGGGAAGGCUUUACAAUGUCCUGGAACGGGAAUGUGGAGCAGCUCAGCAGGGCACGCACGCAAAAUAUUCCCAACGCAAGCACUUGCCACUGGAGAGGGCAGGCAGGCUCCUCUUCAAACACUGGAAAUGCUCCAGCUUGGCCAAACCCCACCUCUGGAAUAACACAGGAAGGAGGAAAGGAAGCUGCUCCUUUACGAAGCCGAGGAUGCUCUUUAUUAGUGCGCCUGAAAAAAAUCUAGAGAACAUCUGACAGACACGUCCAUAAAAUCGGGUGUUUUUUAUAAACAAAACGCCAGCAUACAAAAUCCUGCAGUGCUUCCUCCCGUGCUCCCUACAAAAUGAUUGUCUCCAUCGUCAGUCUGUGUGUUGGGGGAGGGAGAGGAGGAUAAAUAGAAGGGGAUGCCCCGUACUCAAACUUUGUUUCCUUCCAAAGUCAUAUGGAAGAAGCAAACUCCUGCCACCCUCCUUGGUUUUAUAAAAAUAAUGAACACAGGGGGUGUGUGGGGGAGGAUCAACACCUUGGAGGCUGCACCCUGACCCCCAGCCCUCCAGGGAGCCCUUUAUUGCAUGGUCAGUGGUCAGUGCCUUCCUCAACACAGCUUAAAGCCACAGCUCCUUUCACACCCAGAAAACACCCCAAAAAAACCCCAAAAAAGUCACUGACAACCCUGCCAGGAAAAAUCAGCUGUAGGGGAGUGUGGAGAUUAAACACAGCC
Ficedula albicollis (Collared flycatcher) is the source of this 4034-nucleotide messenger RNA. RefSeq names its product solute carrier family 8 member B1 (gene SLC8B1). The transcript has 15 exons. The coding region runs from base 1 to 1890 and encodes 629 amino acids. Lineage: Eukaryota; Metazoa; Chordata; Aves; Passeriformes; Muscicapidae. Gene Ontology annotation, molecular function: calcium:sodium antiporter activity. Gene Ontology annotation, biological process: calcium export from the mitochondrion; intracellular calcium ion homeostasis. Gene Ontology annotation, cellular component: membrane. The record is from RefSeq and is a predicted model, not a curated record.